Messenger RNA from Limanda limanda (common dab), 4100 nucleotides. It is a transcript of the gene rbms2b, whose product is annotated as RNA binding motif, single stranded interacting protein 2b. Lineage: Eukaryota; Metazoa; Chordata; Actinopteri; Pleuronectiformes; Pleuronectidae. The record is from RefSeq and is a predicted model, not a curated record. Gene Ontology annotation, cellular component: ribonucleoprotein complex; nucleus; cytosol. The transcript is spliced from 14 exons. Gene Ontology annotation, molecular function: mRNA 3'-UTR binding; poly(U) RNA binding; poly(A) binding. The coding region runs from base 58 to 1305 and encodes 415 amino acids.
GACGUCAGCUGACCGCCUCGGCUCUCUCCGCUCCUCUGGACACGGCGCCGCGUAAAAAUGCUGCUCUCUGUGCCGCCAAGGGCAGGAAUCAACCCAUACCACGGCUACUCCGGCAAAAUCAUCAAGAAGCAGCCGUAUGUGUCCCCCUCCAACCAUCAGAUGGCUCUUUCAAGCCCCAACAACAACAACAACAUUAUCAGCAGCACCACCAGCCUCAGCAACGGCGGUGGCAGCGGCAGCAGCAGCGGCAGCAUCGGGGGAGAGCAACUGAGCAAGACCAACCUGUACAUCCGUGGCCUCCACCCGGGAACCACAGACCAGGAUCUGGUCAAACUCUGUCAGCCGUACGGGAAAAUCGUAUCCACUAAGGCCAUCCUGGACAAGACCACCAACAAGUGCAAAGGCUAUGGAUUUGUGGAUUUUGACAAUCCAGCCUCGGCUCAGAAGGCCGUGACUGCGCUGAAGGCCGGUGGAGUGCAGGCUCAGAUGGCCAAGCAACAGGAGCAGGACCCUACCAACCUGUACAUUUCCAACCUGCCUCUGUCCAUGGACGAGCAGGAGCUGGAGAGCAUGCUGAAGCCCUUCAGCCAGGCCAUUUCCACACGCAUCCUUCGUGACGCCAACGGGACCAGCCGGGGAGUGGGCUUCGCUAGGAUGGAGUCAACAGAGAAAUGCGAGGCCAUCAUUCAACAUUUUAAUGGAAAAUACAUCAAGACUCCACCUGGAGUCCCAGUGCCGUCAGAACCCUUGCUGUGCAAAUUUGCUGACGGAGGUCAGAAGAAGCGUCAGAGUCAAGGGAAAUAUCUGCAGAACGGCCGGCUCUGGACAAGAGAUGGGGAGACUGGAGGAAUGACCCUCACCUAUGACCCCACCACCGCCUUACAGAACGGGUUCUACUCCUCUCCCUACAGCAUGGCCCCAAACAGGAUGAUGGGACCAGCUUCCCUCUCCCCUUACAUGCAUUCACCCAUGUCCACCUACCAGGUACACAACCCGUCCUGGAUACACCACCAGUCGUACAUCAUGCCGCCCAACGGAACCGUCCUGACUCCAGGGAUGGACCACACCAUGUCCAUCCAGCCCACCUCCAUGAUGGGGCCCCUGGCACAGCAGCUCAGCCACCUCUCCAUGGGCAGCAGCGGCACAUAUAUGCCUGCAAACACAUCUAUGCAGGGGACCUACAUCCCCCAGUACACCCAAGUGCCUGCCACCAGCAUCUCAGUUGAGGAAAGUGCUGUCCAACAACCUGUUGCCAUAGAGACACCCACGGAACACACAACCUACACCUACCAGCAUAACAAGUGAAGGGGUGGCGGAGAUCUUCCUCUGGAGCCGGAGCGACUCUCAAAAGGGCCCAAGUGCUGAAGCUCGGCACAGGGACUCUGCAUGAAAGGCACCAGGCGCUCGGGGGGAAUAUGGACUGUUACACAGAAAGGGCAACAAAAUAAAAAGGACAUUUUCUACAAACUCAUAUUUUAAAACAAACUCUUUUACUCGAAACAAGGAAGGCUGGAGGAUGGCAGGCGAGCUGAGACCGAGGAGCAGAAGAGGGAGCGUCUAUUUUGAUAACAGUCAAGGAAAAAUACAACAGACACACAUUUCACAGGUUUUUAGAGGUUUUAUUUCAGCAUCAUUCUCAUGCUUUUUUUGUUACUAGAGUGAAUCCAGGAAAAGAACAUUUCAACACCAUUUUUAUUUUAUUUUGAGUCAUGUUUCGUUGACCUUUUUUUCAAAUGUGCUGAUUUUACUUCUCUUUUGUCUUUAGUCUGAUACUUUCAGGCUUUAAAAACCUGCCUUUUUGUACAUAAUUGUUUGAUUUGUUGUGUUUCUAGCUUCACGUGUCCUGGUUUGAUCGAUUGGUGCAAAUAUCUGAAAACAGACGGCAGAAAGCUGAGGAAUCAUAUUUCAGUUGGAUAUGGUGCUGACUCGGAAUAAGCUUCUCUUCAAGUGGCAGCAAAUUUUUAUAUUUUUGUUUCUUUCCGAGUGUUUUUUUGCUUCCUUUACGGCACUUGACUCAAAUAAUUUAAAGUUCCAACAAUCUCGACAAAGCUUCAGACAAUCAGAAGAUGACAAAGACCAGUAAAUUUAGAGAUGACGCUCAUUGUUGACAGAUUUCACAGAGUAGACUCCUUUUGAAAGAGAGAUAAAUAGGUUUAAAUCAUUCCAGAGAUAAAGAAAAGUCUAAAUGUUGUUUUACUUUUGAGCUCCUCCAAUCGAUUUAAUCCAAAGUUGCUUCACUGGGAUCACAUCUCACUCAGAGCUGCCCUGUAAAUAAGAGAUUUAAAUUUAUGGAGGUUUUCUUUCGAUUUUCAUUCCUCUGUGUAGUAAACGCUUCCGUUAUUUUAAUAACAACAAUUUACCAAAUUCAACAAAGGAAUGUGCUAUUUCUUUUAUCAAAGGGAAAGCCGAUGUCCACCAAACCCCAAAAAAGGGUUUUUCUGAAACAAGUAGAUGUUGUUAUUAGAGUCUGAAGUUUUUAUUGCACAGAUGUGGGAACGAACAAGUGCAGCUCUGCCCUGUCGGAUCUUUACAGAACACUAAACAGGUGGAUUAUCAUGGACAGUCAGGAUGCCGGAAGAGGCCAUUGCUGUGUUUUUGCAUCUGCUUCUUCUUUUCUGUUUCUGUCACCCUCAUGUUUUUAUUUUGACAUUUUUCUUAUUUAAAGCUUUUCUUAAUUUUUUUUUUUUUUUUAAAUACUUUUAAGAUUUUCAAAGAAGCUUUGAUUUUAUUUUUGAUAGUGUGCUGUGUGCUUCAACUAGUGAGAAAUGUUUUGUGAUUUGUUUGUAUGUUUGCUCACUUCUCUCGUUCUGGUUUCAGUGCUGAUGUUAAUUUUUGUUUUGUUUUUGCGAGGGGGGGUUGGGGACAUUUCAGUUUGUGUGUCACAGUUGUUGGCGCUUUUAUGACCACGACUCCUCUCAAUGGUUCAAUUAUAUUAUAUGCUAUAGGUUCAGAUGCAUUGUUACAGAGCUUUGCCCCGAGCCGUUGGGGCAAACGACAGAACACGAAAUAUAUGCUCAAAAAAAGAAAGAAACCUGGACUUACCUCAUCCUGCCAGAAAGAUGUACAGUAGAUUCAGUUUUAUGCGCAAGGUUCACGGGCAAUAGACAACUACAGCAGGUCUCAUGGCUGUUCACAGCUGGUACUGUGUCCACAUCCUUUAACUCUUCCGUCCAACGUUUGGAAUAAAACACACGCCCAAGGUCUGACGAUCUAUGCAAUUAAUUUAUUAUCCUUAUAAAUGCAAUACUACAGAUACCACACUACGGAUCACCUCAUGCUAAUACUUCAGUUCAGCUUACGUGGACUUUUUCUUUCAUGUCCAUACUAUCAUUUUCACAGUGACACAUUCAUCUUUGGUUCAGUAAGUUUAGUAAGAUGCUGCAUUAAAAGGGAACUGUUUCAAACCAAAAUGAGGUUAAUACAACUGCAGGAGAUGGAGGAAUAAUACAAAAAAAACUUAAAAGAAAACCAUUUCAUCCAAUUCACAAUUAGUUGUUUUUUUUGUGCGAUGGAAGCUGUUUUGCUUCUUUUAAACCAUGAAACUGUUUAUUUACAGGAGAAACUUUAACUUCACAGAAAUGCCUUAGAUUUCACCGGAAGGGAUCGUGAAGUGCGACUCACAUUCGACGGGCUUUACCUCCGACUGGAAUAUGUUGGGGGGGGGUUAUCCUCAUGCACUGCUGUUAGAAAAAACUUUUGUUAAAGCAGAACUACUCUGAACACAGAUCUAUGAAGCAAAGAGAUAUUUACAACUUCCUUCAUUCUGUGUUACUUUCUCAUUCCGUUAUUGUUCAUCCAAGAAAUGGAAUAAAGUGAGCGGUGGUGUACCGAGUCUAACUAUUGCUGCUAUGUGUGUUUAGAGAACUUUGAGCUGAAGGUCAUUCAAUAUAUCAAGUCACACAUGGGACCAGUUUGUAACUCAUGUUCAGCGACGUCCAUGCAUCCAGACUUCUCUGUGCAUCAAUCUCCUCAGUAGAUAUCGGGGCUGUGACACAGGUCCUGUCUCCUCCAGAUAGGAAACCCUACAGCUAUUAAAACAUUUUAUUUGGUUUGAUUUUGAACUUGUCUUUUUCUUUUUUUAAUAAAACUUUUUCACUGUG